CUCCAGGCCAGGGUCAUUUCUUUACUUGCACUAUCAGAGGCAGCACGUCCAGCUUGACAAACUCCAGGAGGCUCCUGAUAGGGGAGCCUGUGGGCGCCAAUCUAGGAGACCAAACCCCACCUGCUGCAAUCCGCCAACCCAACCCCGUCCGCGAGUCUUUUCUCCUCCUGGGCACCCUCGUGGAGCCGCGGUAGCCACGCGGGCACCAGAAAGAGCCCCUGGACUAACUAGGCGAGCAAGUUUGGACUCGCGGGAAAUCCCGCAGAAGUCUGCGCCCGGAACCGCCGCCUAGGAGCAGUCCCGGGAUCGCCGCCUCAGAGAGCCACUCGGCCUAAGGAACGACCCAGCCGGGCUCUCCGGAUCAGGAGAAGCUCUGCAGGCCCGCGAGCCCGUCCACUCAACUCGGCCCGGCCUGCUGUCGCCCUCGGGCUUUGCGAAGAUGACGGCCAAGGCCGAGGUCUGCUUCGCGAAGGAGGCUUCUCAGCAGAUCGUAGCUGGUGGUUCCGCUGGUCUUGUAGAAAUUUGCCUGAUGCACCCCCUCGAUGUGGUGAAAACCAGGUUCCAAAUCCAGAGAUGUUCAACUGAUCCAAACAGUUAUAAAAGCUUAGGAGACAGCUUUCUAACAAUUUUCCGAAGUGAAGGGCUCUUUGGUUUUUACAAGGGAAUUCUACCACCCAUAUUGGCUGAAACACCAAAAAGAGCAGUGAAGUUUUUCACCUUUGAGCAGUAUAAGAAAUUGCUAGGAUCUGUGUCACUGUCACCAGCAUUGACAUUUGCCAUUGCUGGACUGGGAUCUGGACUAACAGAAGCCAUCGUGGUUAACCCUUUUGAGGUAGUAAAAGUUGGCUUGCAAGCCAAUCGGAACAAAUUUGCAGAGCAACCAUCCACUAUGAGUUAUGCAAGACACAUCAUUAAGAAGGAAGGCUUGGGCCUCCAGGGCCUCAACAAGGGAUUUACAGCAACUUUGGGACGUCAUGGAGUUUUCAACAUGGUUUAUUUUGGCUUCUACUACAAUGUCAAAAACAUUAUCCCUAUCAAUAAGGAUCCAACCUUGGAGUUUUUGAGAAAAUUUGGGAUUGGUCUUCUCUCAGGCACAAUAGCCUCAGUCAUUAACAUCCCUUUUGAUGUUGCCAAAAGUAGGAUUCAAGGGCCUCAGCCAGUUCCUGGAGAGAUCAAGUACAGAACCUGUUUUAAAACGAUGGCAACAGUCUAUCAGGAAGAAGGGAUUCUAGCUUUGUACAAAGGCCUGCUUCCCAAGAUUAUGAGGCUUGGACCAGGUGGUGCAGUGAUGCUGCUGGUUUAUGAAUACACCUAUUCAUGGCUUCAGGAGAACUGGUGAUUGCCUAUGAAGUGUUUUUACCCCUUAAGAUAAUUCAUAUUUGCUAUAUAGCACUUUGAGACUAUCAAUCAGCUAAGCUGACACAAUUACGAAUUAUAAUUAUGCAACAAUUAUAUAUAAUUAUAAAGGGGAAAACAAUUUAAGAACAAAACCUAUUAUGAUACUUCAAAAGUUAUGUCUACAUAAUUUGAGACUGUAGUUCUGGCUAUAGCCAUAAAAUUGUAAGAAGAAAAAUAAUAUAAAACCAUAAAGUAUGGAGACUGAAUAUAGAAAAAUAGCAUAGAAAAGCAAUAUAAAUUUUGUGACUUAUGCUUAACCUACAUCAUUACACAAUGAAAAUCCAUUGUUUGAUUGUUUUUUCCCAAGAGGCCAAGAAAUGCUUAAAGUUAAAAAAAGCCAAAAUUAAAAUAUUUCUGAUAAGAAUUAAAGUCUUCCAUAAAUAAUAUUUAAAAGUCACAAUGAAAAUAUUUUUGAAGUGCACUAAAAUGGUCUUUUAAAAAUAUUGACUUUUAUGUUAAAAUGUAAAUCUUUUUUUAGUAAUAAUACAUAUCUCAGCUCUACUUUUAAAAAUCUAUUUUAUAUUUUGCAAUGUUGUUUAAAGCAGGUCAUACUUUAAAAUCUAGAUAUUUGCAGUCUCUCAUGACAAAUAGAAAACACGAAGUGACAUUAAACUGCUUUCCUUCACAUUGUUCCCUUUGAAAACCAGUUUCGCCGCUGAAAUGCGCUCAUGUUGAGUCACGCGUGGGAACCACUCUUUGGGCCCAUUUGUGCUGUCUGCCUUUGCAUCCAAAUACCUCUGUUAACUACUCUUACUAUGCCACUCUUAAAAAGGAUGUUUCAAGUAAAGAACAUUUCCAGGUUACUAGUUAUAAGUACCAGCUUCAAGCUAUGAAGUCUAUUUGCAAUGUUAAGAUAUGUAUUAUUUGGGAAAAAUAACGUUUCAAAAUAGAAGUACAUUCUUAGCAUUUCCAAAGAUUCCUGCUCUAACACACUUCAAAAAAUAUCUUCUUGGCCUUGAUAUAAGCACAGAAUUUUAUAUCCACAUCCUUAAAUGAUGCUACUUCAGUAGCUAAAAAUCACCCAAAAUAUCUGCAUGUUCUAGGUGACACCUGUUAUUAACUAUGACUGUGGGGUAUUUCUACCAUGAAGCUAUGUCACUAAGGCAUUUUGAAAAUAAAAAAUAAAAGAUAACAUGGUAAUUAUUACUUUUUAUUAACUUAGAGAAUUUGAAGUAUAAAAAUAAAGGCUUUUGACAUGCUGUAUAUACAUACGCAGCCUUCGGUUGUACAUCCUUUCCAGCGUGUUUUUCUUUAAUUUAUAGUUCAGCCCAAUAUUCAAAAGAGUGUCAUCGAAAGUAGGAGAAAAACAAGAGAAAUAAGAAUGUGUCUAUUGUACAACUGCAUCCUGUCCUUGCAGGUAAUUCUCCCUCCGCGGGGAGAGAGCCCAUGGAAUUGACUCUUCCACCUCUCCGUGUGGAUGGGAUGCAAGAGAAUCUCUGAAGAAUGCACUUGCCAGUUAAAAAACACUUUCACCCCCUAAGAAACAGAGGAAAUAUGUCAACAUUACUCAAUAGUAAUAAUGUUUAGAAGUCCAACAAUCUCAACCUCAUAUCCCAUCCCAUUUUCCUUCUCUUAUUUUUAAAAGUAGCUUUAAACCAUAAUUGCUCCAUAUAGCAAAUUGUAUUUGGGGUUCUGUUGUUUUUUUUAAUUUAUUUCAUGUGAAUUCACUGUUACUAAGAAAAGACCUAGA
Phyllostomus discolor (pale spear-nosed bat) is the source of this 3088-nucleotide messenger RNA. It is a transcript of the gene SLC25A21, whose product is annotated as solute carrier family 25 member 21. Lineage: Eukaryota; Metazoa; Chordata; Mammalia; Chiroptera; Phyllostomidae. The record is from RefSeq and is a predicted model, not a curated record. Gene Ontology annotation, biological process: transmembrane transport. The coding region runs from base 440 to 1339 and encodes 299 amino acids. The transcript is spliced from 10 exons.